Molecule: messenger RNA, 1199 nt
Organism: Plectropomus leopardus (leopard coralgrouper)
Lineage: Eukaryota; Metazoa; Chordata; Actinopteri; Perciformes; Serranidae
Gene: irx7
Product: iroquois homeobox 7
Biological process (GO): cell development; neuron differentiation; regulation of transcription by RNA polymerase II
Cellular component (GO): nucleus
Molecular function (GO): RNA polymerase II cis-regulatory region sequence-specific DNA binding; DNA-binding transcription factor activity, RNA polymerase II-specific
Source: RefSeq, a predicted model, not a curated record
AUGCCCGCAUCGCAAAGUGGAAUUGGCAGCUUUUUCUUGGAGCGGAACAUCAGCAGCAUGCCGACUGGAUAUCAGAUCCCGGUGCUGGGAUGCCCGCCGGGUGUGCAGCAGCAACAACAGCAGCAUCUGGCCGCGAUGGCAGCUGGAGUUCCCAUAACGUACUCAGGACUACAGGGAUACAACUUCAUCCCGUAUGCGCACCACAGGCACAUCGCACACAUGAACAACGCUUUCGACUUGAAGGCCGCCUCUCCCUACCAUCACGCGCUGCUGGCACGCGGGGGUGCGUUUUACCCGCCGUAUCGCCCCGGAGCAGCCGAGGACCCGGGCAGAGUCGCCAAAGUGGCCACCCGAGAGAGCACCGGGGCACUGAAGGCCUGGCUGAACGAGCACUUGAAGAACCCGUAUCCAACCAAAGGCGAGAAAAUCAUGCUCGCCAUCAUCACCAAAAUGAGCCUCACGCAGGUGUCCACGUGGUUCGCCAACGCGAGGCGGCGCCUGAAGAAGGAGAACCGCGUGAGCUGGGCGUGUAAGGGGAAAUCAGACGAGGAGGAUGACGAGCAGGAGGGAGAGAGCGACGAUGCGGACAGCUCCGUGCAGAACUGUCACCUGGAUGACGAGGAUGCGCCUCAAAGUGAGCGCGCAGACACAGCUGAGCGCGCGGACAGCUCUGUGGAUUUGGAGAUGCCGCAGCAGCAGCCGAGCGGCCAGGAUCAGGACAGGGAACUUGCACUUGUCAAGAAGGUUGAAAAGAGCGACUCUGAUCACACAAUAGCCGCUCUGGAGAGCAAAGAAAACACACAGAAACCCAAAAUCUGGUCUUUGGCUGAGACUGCCACGUCAGAGACCGUGAAGAAACCCGCGGACAGUAUUUACCAUCCGGCCGGGAAACUGUGGGCAGAGUGGGCCUCAAGAAACGGGCUGUUUGUCCCGUCAUGUUACACCACUCAUGAAAUAGUCUAAACUGGCGUUUAGACACAAACGAAAGACAUUUCUCCUCAUCUUUUUGCACUUUAAACUUUCAAACCUCAGGGAUUUAUUUGGUGGUUAAUUCCUGAAGUUUGCAGUGAAAUGAAAAUUGAGACCAAAGACUGUUAUAAAUGUAAAUAAAUGUAGAUGUAUUUUUCCAUCACCGGCAUGUAAAUUAUGUUUCCUUUGUUUAUUCAUGAAGAAGUAUUUUUGCUUAAAUAAAGUUCAGC